ACCAAAGCCGCAUGCGUUUUCGUCGACUGCGCCCAAAUGCUAAUAUUUCGCCCCUACAUAAGAAAUCUGAGAGUCGCCGACUUUUUGACCUCCUGCAUCCCCCGGUCACCGACACUCCAGAUUUCUCGAGCCAACAGUCAAGAUGCCCAAGAACAAGGGAAAAGGCGGCAAGAACCGCAGAAGAGGAACCAAGGAGAACGAUGACCAGCGCCGAGAGCUGACCUUCAAGGAGGACGGCCAGGAGUAUGCCCAGGUCGUGAAGAUGCUGGGUAACGGCCGACUCGAGGCUAUGUGCUUUGACGGCAGCAAGCGUCUCGCCAACAUCCGUGGUAAGAUGCGCAAGAAGGUCUGGAUCAACCAGGGCGACAUCAUCCUCCUCUCCCUCCGAGACUUCCAGGACGGCAAGGGCGACGUCAUCCUCAAGUACACCUCCGACGAGGCCCGUAAUCUCAAGAACCUCGGCGAGCUGCCCGAGAACGCAAAGAUCAACGAGACCGACACCUACGGCCAGGACGGCGACGACAACGCCGGCUUCGAGUUCGGCGCUGACGAGUCCGAGUCUGAGGAGGACAACGACGAUAAGAAGGAGCUCGACAUUGACGACAUUUGAUCGCGCAGCUCCGAGCCGCCUCCCGGGGAAACAACUUGCGAGGGAAAAGGAUCCAUCAUUAUUUUUUCGCCUUUCCUCCUACUCUCUUCACAUCAAUACUCGACAACGCCCCCUUGCCCGUUUUUUU
Trichoderma harzianum CBS 226.95 is the source of this 737-nucleotide messenger RNA. RefSeq lists its product as hypothetical. The record is from RefSeq and is a predicted model, not a curated record. Gene Ontology annotation, molecular function: RNA binding; translation initiation factor activity. Gene Ontology annotation, biological process: translational initiation. Lineage: Eukaryota; Fungi; Ascomycota; Sordariomycetes; Hypocreales; Hypocreaceae. The transcript has 3 exons. Gene Ontology annotation, cellular component: cytoplasm. The coding region runs from base 143 to 610 and encodes 155 amino acids.